Messenger RNA from Ogataea haglerorum, 2139 nucleotides. RefSeq lists its product as uncharacterized. The transcript has a single exon. Bases 1 to 2139 code for a protein of 712 amino acids. Lineage: Eukaryota; Fungi; Ascomycota; Pichiomycetes; Pichiales; Pichiaceae. The record is from RefSeq and is a predicted model, not a curated record. Gene Ontology annotation, cellular component: membrane coat. Gene Ontology annotation, molecular function: clathrin binding. Gene Ontology annotation, biological process: intracellular protein transport; vesicle-mediated transport.
AUGUCUGUGUCACGGCUGGAAUCAAGACUUCGGAAACUGUUCAAUGUUCCGCGCAAAGGUGAAACGUUUGAGUUCAGAGAGGGACUUGUUUCGCAGUAUGCAGAUGAGCGCAAGGAUACAAUUCAAAGAGUGAUUGCAGCGAUGACUGUGGGCAAAGACGUGUCAUCGUUGUUCCCGGACAUUCUUAAGAACAUCGCCACACAUGACCUGGAGCAGAAGAAACUGGUGUACCUCUACUUGAUGAAUUACGCAAAAACUAACCCAGAACUCUGUAUCUUGGCCGUCAACACCUUUGUUCAAGAUACCGAGGAUCCAAAUCCGCUGGUCAGAGCACUUGCGAUUCGGACCAUGGGCUGCAUCCGUGUGGACAAAAUGGUCGAUUAUAUGGAAAUCCCUUUGAAAAGGACGCUCAAGGAUGACAAUCCGUACGUUCGUAAAACAGCGGCCAUCUGUGUGGCGAAGCUUUUUGAUCUCAAUUCUAGAAUGUGCGUGGAACAAGGGUUUCUGGACGAGCUGAUGAGUCUGCUGGAUGACUCUAACCAGAUGGUGGUUGCUAAUUCCAUCUCAGCGCUAAUAGAGAUUUCCAAAGCAACAAACUCCAACAUUCUCAAGAUUGACUCGAAGAUCCUCAAAAAGUUGCUAAUGACGCUGAACGAGUGCACGGAAUGGGGUCGUAUCGCAAUUCUCACGGCACUGGCGGACUAUACUGCAGAAGAAGUGGGUGAGGUGCAGCACAUUGUCGACCGCGUCUCACCUCAGCUCCAGCACGAGAACCCAGCCGUUGUCCUCAGUGCUGUGAAAGUUAUUAUCAAGCAAUUGGAUAAGGUAGAUGAAGAGCAAAAGAACUCUCUACUGAAACGUCUUUCUUCUCCCCUCGUUUCCUUACUGUCGACUCCUCCAGAACUCCAAUAUGUUGCUCUCAGAAACAUACGUAUCAUUUUGGAGAAGUAUCCCGUGGUUUUGGCGAGGGAGCUCCGUGUGUUUUUCAUCAAAUACAGCGAUCCGUUAUACCUCAAGUUGGAAAAAAUAGACAUCAUGGUGAGGUUAGCAGACGAGUCAAAUGCGCUGUUGCUUCUGGCAGAACUUCGUGAGUACGCUAUGGAAAUCGAAACUGAAGUGGUAGACAAGUCUGUUAUGGCUCUUGGUCAACUGGCUAUCAAAAUUCCAAAAAUAUCAAAGAAGGCUAUUGAUGUUCUAUAUGAGCUCUUUAUUUCACGUUCUGAGUAUGUCAUUGAUCAACUAGUCGUGGUUCUACAAAACAUAUUGAGGAAGUACUCCAACGAGUACCUCACAACCGUUAUCACGAUCAUUGGAGAUCUCGAUUUGGAGUCUUUGAAAUCAAGUGAUGCACUGGCAUCCUAUGUGUGGAUUGUCGGACAAUAUGCCUCGGAAAUUCCUCAUCUAGAAGACCGUCUCAGGUCUCUGAUGGCGCAAUUCCAAGAUGUAGACCCAGCCGUGCAAUCAGCACUUUUGACCACCAUCGUGAAAAUUAAUCUGACAAAGCCUACGCCAGUGACACAGGGUCUGUUGCAACAGGCACUCAAUGCGGCUACAAAAGAGAUAGAAAACCCAGACGUUAGAGAUAAGGCUUACAUUUACUGGAGAAUCUUAUCCACAGAGAACUCGGAGCUGCAAAAGAAUAUUAUCAUGAAUAAGCUUCCUGUGCUCGAAUCUACAAUUGACCAUUUCCCACCACUUCUUCUCAAUGAACUUAUCAAUGAGAUUUCAAACUUAGGUUCAGUUUAUCACAAGCCUGCUUCAAGCUUCAUCAAAUCAUUGGACGGUGAACUGAUCAACACUCAACUCCAGACUAAGAAAUUCGAAGAAUUGCAGCAAAUGGCCAAAUCUGAGAUUGUCAAAAACACUGUCAAGGCCGAAAAUCUGUUGGACUUUGAUGACGAUUCUGACGCUGCUCAAAACUCAAAUGGACAAUCUGGUACGAAUAGUCCCGUCACUGGAAAUAUCUUGGAUGAAUUGAAUGACUUAUUCACUGAUUUGUCUACGCAGACACCAUUACCACAACCGUCUGGCUCCUCGGUGUUUCAGGAUCUGCUCCAAGAGCCGGAAUCUCAUCAACAAUCCCAGCAACCUAAUCAACAUCAAAAAACUUCCAAUGCUGAUCUUCUAGAUUUGUUUUAG